AAAAAUAUCUAUUGGAAACAUGAAUGGAGUACAAGAUUUAAUGCAAGUUGGACGUUUGGUAACUAAUAGAAGAAGGGGGCAUGAACUUUCGCUCGUGAGUUUGGAAACAUUACACUUGAACUUAUUGCCUGACAUGAGGUGUAUAUGGAAGGGUCUCGUGCCGAGCAAUUUGACUACUUUGAAGGUGAAACAGUGUGACAGACUGACACAUGCAUUCACGAACAGCAUGAUUGCUAGUCUAAUUCAACUGAAAUUUCUAGAUAUAUCAAAUUGUGAGGAAUUGGAGCAAAUUAUUGCUAAGGAUAAUGACGAUGAAAAUGAUCAAAUAUUGUCAGGAAGUGAUCUCCAAUCUUCAUGCUUCCCUAAUCUGUGUCGGCUUGAGAUCAGAGGAUGCAACAAGUUGAAGAGUCUCUUCCCAGUAGCCAUGGCUUCGGGUCUCAAAAAGCUCCGAAUACUUAGAGUAAGAGAAUCCUCUCAAUUAUUGGGAGUAUUUGGGCAGGGUGAUCAUGCUUUGACUGUUAAUGUUGAGAAGGAGAUGGUGCUCCCUGAUCUGCAGGAGUUGUUGCUUGUACAAUUAACAAGUAUUUCCUGCUUCAGUCAUGGAUGUUAUGAUUUCAUAUUCCCUUGUUUGUUGAUGUUGGAGGUGCAUCAAUGUCCAAAGCUGACCACAAAAUUUGCUACUACAUCAAAUGGUUCAAUGAGUGCUCAAUCAGAGGUAUCUCAAGUAGCUGAGGGUUCAAGCACUGGUUGCUCCGUGCCAACCAGCACUUGUAGAAACUGGACCCGAAAUAAAGGGUGGGAAGAGAAAGAGGAAGAGGAUGGAGUUGGUCAUGAUGAUUGAGUUAGAUGAUUAGUUUGCAUUGGAAUUUGAAAAACAUGCUUAUAAUUAUUUCUUUCAGGUAAAAUGGAUGCAAUUAUUUAUUUUCUAUCCUUUUUUAAAUGGCUAAAUUAAAUCAACAUAUUACCUCGAUAUGCAUCAGGUUCGUUCGUUGGUUACCUAUUACAUGAUCACCUCGAUAUUAGGUGAUUUCACGAAGAUUCAUGUCUUUGAGUUGUGGUUUGGUGGGAAGUAAUUUCAGCUGUUUCAUUAGCUAUGGGAUACAAUUUGGUUUUUUUUUUUUUGAAGUUUGUAUUUUCAUAUAUAGCAAGUCACUUGAUUAACUUGUUAUUGUGGUACCGUACAGUAAUAUAGUUUCUACAUGAAUAUAUAUAAAUACAUGUGAAUGAGUAUAUAUAUAUAUAUAAAAACUACUUACAAAUUUAUUGACAGAAAAUGAAAUUCCAAGAUGUAGAUUCAGUAAAAGGA
Molecule: messenger RNA, 1306 nt
Organism: Populus nigra (black poplar)
Lineage: Eukaryota; Viridiplantae; Streptophyta; Magnoliopsida; Malpighiales; Salicaceae
Exons: 2
Coding region: 20-841 (273 amino acids)
Source: RefSeq, a predicted model, not a curated record